This is a messenger RNA of Heterocephalus glaber (naked mole-rat), 3108 nucleotides long. The record is from RefSeq and is a predicted model, not a curated record. NCBI's taxonomy places the organism in Eukaryota, Metazoa, Chordata, Mammalia, Rodentia, Bathyergidae.
CUUGUUUUCUUUAAAACCUCUUGCUUUGAAAAGCUGCCUGCCAUGCCGACUGUGAUUAGUGCGUCUGUGGCCCCUCGGACAGGGGCUGAGCCCAGGUCUCCAGGGCCAGUCCCUCACCCAGCCCAGGGAAAGGCCACCGAAGCAGGGGGUGGACACCCAGGCAGCAUCUAUUCAGCCAUCAUCAGCCGCAACUUUCCUAUCAUUGGAGUGAAAGAAAAGACAUUUGAGCAGCUUCACAAGGAAUGUCUAGAAAAGAAAGUUCUUUAUCUGGACCCUGAGUUCCCACCGGAUGAGACCUCUCUUUUUUACAGCCAGAAGUUCCCCAUCCAGUUCAUCUGGAAGCGCCCUCUGGAAAUCUGUGAGAAUCCCCGAUUUAUCAUUGGUGGAGCCAAUAGGACUGACAUUUGCCAAGGAGACCUAGGGGACUGCUGGUUUCUCGCAGCCAUCGCCUGUCUGACCUUGAAUGAGCGGCUACUUUUCCGAGUUAUCCCGCAUGACCAAAGUUUCACUGAAAACUAUGCAGGGAUCUUCCACUUCCAGUUCUGGCGCUAUGGAGACUGGGUGGAUGUGGUCAUUGAUGACUGUCUGCCAACAUACAACAACCAGCUGGUCUUCACCAAAUCCAACCACCUCAAUGAGUUCUGGAGCGCUCUGCUGGAGAAGGCUUAUGCUAAGCUCCACGGUUCCUAUGAAGCCUUGAAAGGUGGGAACACCACUGAGGCCAUGGAGGACUUCACCGGAGGGGUGACGGAGUACUUCGAGAUCAAGGAUGCUCCCCGAGACAUGUACAGGAUCAUGAGGAAAGCCAUCGAGAGAGGCUCCCUCAUGGGCUGCUCCAUCGAUGAUGGCACGAACAUGACCUAUGGAACCUCUCCUUCUGGCCUGAACAUGGGGGAGUUGAUUAAGCGGAUGGUGAGGAACAUGGAUAACUUGCUGCUCAGGGACUCAGACCUCAUCCCCCGAGGCUCAGAUGACAGACCAUCACGGACGAUUGUUCCCGUUCAGUAUGAGACAAGAAUGGCCUGUGGGCUGGUCAAAGGUCAUGCCUAUUCUGUCACUGGACUGGAGGAGGCCCUGUUCAAAGGCCAGAGAGUGAAGCUGGUGCGGCUACGGAACCCCUGGGGCCAGGUGGAGUGGAGCGGCUCCUGGAGUGACAGCUGGAAGGACUGGAGCUUUGUGGACAAAGAUGAAAAGGCCCGUCUGCAGCACCAGGUCACUGAGGAUGGAGAGUUCUGGAUGUCGUAUGACGACUUCAUCUCCCACUUCACAAAGCUGGAGAUCUGCAACCUGACUGCUGAUGCCCUGGAGUCCGACAAGCUGCAGACGUGGACGGUGUCAGUGAACGAGGGCCGCUGGGUGAGGGGGUGCUCUGCCGGAGGCUGCCGAAACUUCCCAGACACUUUCUGGACCAACCCACAGUACCGCCUGAAGCUCCUGGAGGAGGAUGAUGACCCUGACGACUCUGAGGUCAUCUGCAGCUUCCUGGUGGCACUGAUGCAGAAGAACCGGCGGAAGGAUCGGAAGCUGGGCGCCAACCUCUUCACCAUUGGUUUUGCCAUCUAUGAGCACUGUCUUUGUUCAAAUCUGUGGCUGCUUCUUCUGUUUCUCUUCAAGGUUCCCAAAGAGGCCCACGGGCACCUCUGUCCCCAGAUGCACGGGAACAAGCAGCACCUGCAGAAGGACUUCUUCCUGUACAACGCCUCCAGGGCCAGGAGCAAAACCUACAUCAACAUGCGAGAGGUGUCCCAGCGCUUCCGCCUGCCUCCCAGCGAGUACGUCAUCGUGCCCUCCACCUACGAGCCCCACCAGGAAGGGGAGUUCAUCCUCCGUGUCUUCUCUGAGAAGAGGAAUCUCUCAGAGGAAGUUGAAAAUACAAUCUCUGUGGAUCGACCUGUGAAAAAGAAAAAACCCAAGCCCAUCAUCUUCGUUUCAGACAGAGCAAACAGCAACAGAGAGCUGGGUGUGGACCAGGAGUCAGAGGAGGGCAAAGACAAAGCAAGCCCCGAUAAACGAGAGAAAUCUCCACAGCCACGGCCUGGCAACACUGACCAGGAAAGCGAGGAGGAGCACCGAUUCCACGACAUUUUCAAGCAGAUAGCAGGUGACGACAUGGAGAUCUGUGCAGAUGAACUCAAGAACGUCCUCAACGCGGUUGUGAACAAACACAAGGAUCUGAAGACACAAGGGUUCACGCUGGAGUCCUGCCGCAGCAUGAUUGCCCUCAUGGAUACAGAUGGCUCUGGGAGGCUGAACCUGCAAGAGUUCCAUCAUCUCUGGAAGAAGAUCAAGGCAUGGCAGAAAAUCUUCAAACACUAUGACACAGACCAAUCCGGCACCAUCAACAGCCACGAGAUGCGCAAUGCAGUGAACGAUGCAGGCUUCCACCUCAACAGCCAGCUCUACAACAUCAUCACCAUGCGGUACGCAGACAGACACAUGAACAUAGAUUUCGACAGCUUCAUCUGCUGCUUCGUCAGGCUGGAGGGCAUGUUCCGAGCUUUUAAUGCAUUUGACAAGGAUGGAGAUGGUAUCAUCAAACUCAGCGUUCUAGAGUGGCUGCAGCUCACCAUGUAUGCCUGAACCUGGCUCACCCAAGAUCACACAGGACCUCUCAGGAGACAGUCCCACCCAGGAUGGCUGGAGCCACUGGGCCUUGAAGGACACAGUAGCUGAACCCCACAAGGCCUCCAGGAAGCUCCUUGGUCUUGUUUUUCCUCCACUUUGCAUGACAUGGUCUUCAUCUAUCAUGGCCAGCCUGACCCUUGGGAGAACAACUGUGUCCCUUUGCCUCACGAAGGCCAAUGUCUGCCUCAGGGAGGUGCGGCCUUGUUCGAGGCCUGCUGACUCUGGGCAGGCUGGGCUCGCCCUGGGCUGUUGGUAGAAGCAUGUGCCAGGGCUGGGUACUUACCUGUGCAGGAGUGGCACUCAUCCUCUGCCUCCCCACUGCAGGAGUCAGCACAUUUCUACCUGGACCUGCCUAUUUCAGGGUGGCCUGCUCUGGGCUACACUAAGUUGGUGGUUAGAGCUGGAUACUUUGGAUUUCUGACUCUCAAGUUUGGCUGCAUUCUGAAAAAGUUGAUCUAAAUAAAGGCAUGUGAAUGGCUGGUU